UGAGGGAGUCACAAGACCUAGCAUAUAAAUCAACGUCUGUCUUCUCCGUGCUGACAAGUUUACGCAAGCGUUUGCUUUGUAACACCAAGCUACGCUCAAAGCUGUCGCAAAACGUAUUUAGAGACACACUAUUUAAAUUUCCCAGAUGAGACCUGUGGUGAGGUUUGUAUUAAGGGAUCAAACAUUUUGAGCAGGAGAAGGGGAACUACAGAGUGUGCUGAAUUGCAAGGGAUUUGUGUGCGAAUCCCUGGAACAGGAAUAAGACAAAGAGUUGAAAAUGAAUCUGGACAGGGUCUCCGUUCGUGGACUGCACUUAAUGGAAUGUUUUCUUCUCAUGACUCUGCUGGGCACUAACUGGGCACUACCUAAAACAGACCCACCUGUAGAUCCUGACUACCCCUUCCUAUUCAUGUGGAACGCUCCCACAGAACUCUGCGAGACCAGAUUUGGCAUAGGUCUCAACCUCUCCCACUUCCAGUUAGUGAGCAGCACUUUGAAGUCUGCCACCAACCAAAGCAUCUCCAUUUUCUACACUGACCGUUUCGGCCUCUUCCCCUACGUGGACGAGGACACAGGGGAAAUGUAUGAUGAAGGCCUUCCACAGCUGAUUGAUUUCCAGGAACACCGUGAGCAGGCCGAAGAUGACAUUGAAUACUACAUCCCCGAAGACCAACCGGGCCUCGCCAUCCUUGACUUUGAGGAGUGGCGACCACAGUGGGUCCGGAACUGGGGCAGCAAGGACAUCUAUCGAGAUCUGUCAAUUGAGACUGUGAAAACCAAGACCCCAACCUUAUCCGACGACGAGGCCGAAGACAGAGCCAAGAUAGUGUUUGAGCGAGCAGCAAAGCGAUACUUUCUCCGAUCUCUCUUGGUUGGGAAGAGGCUAAGACCCAACAGGCUUUGGGGAUACUAUCUGUACCCGGACUGUUACAACUACGACUACAACCAGGAUAUGAGUGAUUAUUCUGGGAGUUGUCCUGAGCUUGAGCAAGAGAGGAACGAUGAGUUGAUGUGGCUAUGGAAGGAAUCCACUGCUCUCUAUCCAUCCAUCUAUCUGGAGCUGAUCCUGAGAGAUUCCUACCAAGCCCGCCUGUUUGUCCGCCACCGCAUUCAGGAGGCUAUGAGAGUAUCCAUGCUCCCCAACCAAAGUUACGCCAUUCCUGUCUACGCCUACAUCCGCCCAGUUUUCAAAGAUAGUGGUGAUGACUACAUGUCAGAGUAUGACCUGGUGAACACCAUUGGGGAGGCAGCUGCCCUGGGAGCGGCUGGGGUGAUCUCCUGGGGGGACAUGAAUGUCACUGACUCAGAGGACUCCUGCAUCACUGCCAGACGCCACCUGGAGAAGAUCAUGAAUCCAUACAUCUUGAAUGUUUCCACAGCAUCACGGCUGUGCAGCGAGGCUUUGUGUCGGGCAAAUGGCCGAUGCAUAAGAAAGCACUGGGACAGAGACGACUACCUACACCUCAACCCAUAUACCUUCCAGAUCAAGAGAUAUAAAACAGGCAAUCUGGCUGUGAAGGGUGAAAUGUCCCAACAUGAGAUUGACUGGUUUGCUGACAGAUUUGACUGUUUGUGCUACUCUGACGAACCAUGUCAGUCCUCCAUUACUCUAAACUCCUUCCCCAACUUUGUCCAAAGCAAUGGAACUCCCCAAUACUUCCAACCGUUGGUCAUUCUGACUUCUGUCUACAGUAUGUAUGUUUUUCUUGUAAUGAUGUGCAACAACACAGGAAGCUGGUGAUGGGAAGACUGCUAAUAAUGUCUGGAAUGGAGUGAAUGGAUUGGUAUCAAGCAUAUGGAAACCAUGUGUUUGAUACCUGUCACGCCCUGACCUUAAAGAUCCUUUUUUAUGUCUCUAUUUGGUUUGGUCAGGGUGUGAUUUGGGGUGGGUAUUCUAUGUUCUAUUAUUUGCAUUUCUAUAUUUUGGCCGUGUAGGGUUCUCAAUCAGGGACAGCUGUCUAUCGUUGUCUCUGAUUGAGAACCAUACUUAGGUAGCCUUCUUCCUACCUGUCUUUGUGGGAAGUUGACUUUUGUUUAUGGCACAUGGCUUCACGGUUGUUUUCACGUUUGUUGUUUUGUUGGCGUCAUUUUUUAUAAUAAAAGAAAAUGUACGCUGA
Messenger RNA from Oncorhynchus keta (chum salmon), 2117 nucleotides. Its product is annotated as hyaluronidase-5-like. The coding region runs from base 278 to 1741 and encodes 487 amino acids. Gene Ontology annotation, cellular component: acrosomal vesicle. NCBI's taxonomy places the organism in Eukaryota, Metazoa, Chordata, Actinopteri, Salmoniformes, Salmonidae. Gene Ontology annotation, molecular function: hyalurononglucosaminidase activity. The transcript is spliced from 4 exons. Gene Ontology annotation, biological process: carbohydrate metabolic process; hyaluronan catabolic process. The record is from RefSeq and is a predicted model, not a curated record.